Molecule: messenger RNA, 1326 nt
Organism: Carlito syrichta (Philippine tarsier)
Lineage: Eukaryota; Metazoa; Chordata; Mammalia; Primates; Tarsiidae
Gene: P2RX6
Product: purinergic receptor P2X 6
Exons: 12
Coding region: 1-1326 (441 amino acids)
Biological process (GO): monoatomic cation transmembrane transport; response to ATP
Cellular component (GO): nuclear inner membrane; plasma membrane
Molecular function (GO): purinergic nucleotide receptor activity; extracellularly ATP-gated monoatomic cation channel activity; ATP binding
Source: RefSeq, a predicted model, not a curated record
AUGCGCUGCCAGCCAGCAGGAGCUGGGAGCAUGGGCUCCCUAGGGGCCGCGGCAGGCUGGGGGCUUUUAAAUUACAAGACAGAAAAAUAUGUGAUGACCAGGAACUGGCGGGUGGGUGCCCUGCAGAGGCUGCUGCAGCUCGGGAUCGUGGCCUAUGUGGUGGGGUGGGCUCUCCUGGCCAAAAAAGGCUACCAGGAGCGGGACCUGGACCCUCAGAUUUCUGUUAUCACCAAACUCAAAGGGGUUUCUGUGACCCAGAUCAAGGAACUUGGGAAUCGUCUGUGGGAUGUGGCCGACUUCGUGAAACCACCACAGGGAGAGAACGUGUUCUUCUUGGUGACCAAUUUCCUUGUGACAGCAGCCCAAGUUCAGGGCAGAUGCCCAGAGCACCCCUCCAUCCCAUUGGCUACCUGCUGGGCCGACAAGGACUGCCCUGAAGGGGAGAUGGGCACGCACAGCCACGGCAUGAAAACAGGACAGUGUGUCGUGUUCAACGGGACCCACAGGACCUGUGAGAUCCUGAGCUGGUGCCCAGUGGAGAGCAGUGCCGUACCCACGCGGCCCCUACUGGUCCAGGCUCAGAACUUCACACUGUUCAUCAAAAAUACUGUCACCUUCAGCAAGUUCAACUUCUCCAAGUCCAAUACCUUGGAGACCUGGGACCCCACCUAUUUCAAAUGCUGCCGCUAUGAUCCACACUCCAGCCCUUACUGCCCCGUGUUCCGCAUCGGAGACCUUGUGGCCGAGGCUGGAGGGGACUUUGAGGACUUGGCGUUGCUGGGUGGUUCUGUGGGCAUCAGUAUCCACUGGGAUUGUGACCUGGACACCGGAGGCUCUGACUGCCGGCCCCACUACUCCUUCCAGCUGCAGGAGAGGAGCUACAACUUCAGGACAGCCACUUACUGGUGGGAACACCCAGGUGUGGAGGCCCGGAGCCUGCUCAAGCUUUACGGGAUCCGCUUCGACAUCCUUGUCACUGGGCAGGCAGGGAAGUUUGGCCUUAUCCCCACGGCCAUUACUCUAGGCACUGGAGCUGCUUGGCUGGGCGUGGUCACCUUCCUCUGUGACCUGCUGCUGCUGUAUGUGGACAGAGAAGCCCAUUUCUACUGGAGGACCAAGUAUGAGGAGGCAAAGGCCCCGAAGGCAACUGCCAACUCUAUGUGGGGCACACUGGCUUCUGCAUCCCAAGCCCAGCUGCCUAGGUGCCUCAGACAGGGCCCAGCAUCUGCCCCCGUGGCCCCUGCUACUGGAAGUCAGACACCGACACCAGGGUGGCCCUGCCCGGGCUCUGGCACCCACUCACUGGCGAAUUCCUGUGGCCUAUAG